Messenger RNA from Chinchilla lanigera (long-tailed chinchilla), 3192 nucleotides. RefSeq names its product syndecan 2 (gene Sdc2). The transcript has 5 exons. Gene Ontology annotation, biological process: cell migration; dendrite morphogenesis. The record is from RefSeq and is a predicted model, not a curated record. Lineage: Eukaryota; Metazoa; Chordata; Mammalia; Rodentia; Chinchillidae. The coding region runs from base 474 to 1082 and encodes 202 amino acids. Gene Ontology annotation, cellular component: membrane; cell surface.
CCACCAGCCCGCCCCGGCGCGCGGCUGUCCAGACGCCCCGGGAGCUCCGGCCGCGCGGAUCGCGCGCCCCCGCCGCUCGGCCCCCAAACUUCAGCUCCAUUUCGAGCCGUCGAGUUUAUUCCUUAAAACCAGAAACCAAGCCGCGACGCGGGGAAAGAGUCCGCGGGGGAAGGAGUAAAACCACAGCGGACCCGGAGAAGCUCCAGAGAGCAGCCUCCCUGGAGCGCCAACUCUGUGCCCGGAGCGCAGAAACCAACAAGUGAGAAGGCGCCGCGUUCCCGGGGCGCAGCGCGGGCGGCAGGAGCAGGCGCAGGAGAGAGCGGGCGCCCCCGAGCCCGAGCCCGAGCCCGAGCCCGAGCGGAUCGCGGCGGCUGCUCGGCUCCGGAUUCCUCUGCGCGGGCUGAGCGCUGGGCAGGAGGCUUCGUUUCACUCUCUUUGCGAGCGGCUGUGAGAGAAGCCGGUUCCUGAGGAAUAUGCGGCGCGCGUGGAUCUUGCUCACCUUGGGCUUCGUAGCCUGCGUGUCGGCGGAGUCGAGAGCAGAGCUGACGUCUGAUAAAGACAUGUACCUUGACAACAGUUCCAUUGAAGAUGCGUCAGGAGUGUACCCUAUUGACGACGACGACUAUGCUUCUGCUUCCGGCUCAGGAGCUGAUGAGGAUGUAGAAAGUCCAGAGCUGACGACGUCUCGACCACUGCUUCCAAAGAUACCAUUCACUAGUGUUGCUCCCAAAGUGGAAACCACGACGCUGAAGACACACGACAGGAUACCUGCUCAGACGAAGUCACCUGAAGAAAUUGAUAAAGGGGAAGUUCACCUCUCUGACACAGAAAAGAAAAUGAACCCUGCUGAAGAGAAUAAAAACGUGUAUACUGAGAAACACUCAGACAACCUGUUUAAACGCACAGAAGUCCUAGCAGCUGUCAUUGCUGGUGGAGUUAUUGGCUUCCUCUUCGCGAUUUUCCUCAUCCUGCUGUUGGUGUACCGCAUGAGAAAGAAGGACGAAGGGAGCUAUGACCUUGGAGAGCGCAAACCAUCCAGUGCUGCUUACCAGAAAGCACCUACUAAGGAGUUUUACGCAUAAAACUCCCACUUAGUGUCUCUUUUUCUGAGAUCACUGAACUUUUCAAAAUAAAGCUUUUGCAUAGAAUAAUGAAGAUCUUUGUUUUUUGUUUUUUUCAUUAAAGAGCCAUCCUGGCACUUUAAUGAUAAAAUCCCAUUGUAUUUAAAACUUUUCAUGUAUUUCUUUAGAAAGACAUAAAAUUAAAAUUUAACAUCUGCAGUGUUCUGUGAAUAGCAGUGGCAAAAUAUGUUAUGAAAACCCUUGAUGUUCAUGGAAUCGGUUAAACUUUUUAUGCGAAAAUACGAUUGUUUUGUCCUAUGGUUCAAAGAUGAAAGCUAUGUCAUUUGUGUUAGCAUGUCUCAGAUGGACCUUACCAAGUUGGUCUUACUUUGUUAAUUUAUCUGAUGUCCCCUCUUUUCUGCCCUCCCUUCUUAUCCCCUUACAAGCCAAACUGAAUCCCAUGCCUUUCUGUAGCUGUCAUGGUGCAAUUUGUCUUUGGAUGAUUCAGAUAAUAGUAAUUUAGUGUAUAUGUGAUUUUCAAAUAUGUAAACUUUAACCUCCACUUUGUGUAAAUUUUUAAAUGUCAGACUAUCCAUUUUACACUUGCUUUAUUUUUCAUUACCUGUAGCUUCAGGCAGAUUUAUAACAGCAAAUCUAUGUGUAAAAUUGGAUUAUUACUACAAAAUGUUUAGUCCAAUCUAUCUGAUCAGAUCUUCUCUUCAGAGGAUUUGAUGGAAGUUACUGACAAGCCUCAGCAAGCCCAAAGAUGCUCUCAGUAUUUUGAAAAGUUGCUGCAGAUUCCUUUGGCCACUGUUUUUGUUAAUUUCUUGCAAUUUGAAGGUACAAGGAGGGGUUUAAAGAAAAAAAGCGGUUUUCAUUUUUAAAAAUGCAUUUAAGUUGUAAACAUCCUUUUAAGCCUUUGAAGUGCCUAUGAUUCUAUGUAACUUGUCACAGACUGGUGUUGAGUAUAUAUAACAGUUUAAAAAAGUUGGUAUUUUAUAAGCACAGACAAUUCUAAUGGUAACUUUUGUAGUCUUAUGAAUAGACAUAAAUUGUAAUUUGGGAACAUAAAAACUACUGAAUAAAUCAUGUGGCCUAAUUGAAAAUGUCACUGUUAUAAAUUUUGUACAUUUUCGAUCAAAUGUACAUCUCCCCUUUGCUGAUGACCAUCUGCUCUCAAGAAUGUUGGGGUUUGAUUCUGCGUGUUCCACAGUGUCUGUAAAUCAAGACCAAAGAGCCCGUCAGUGGGGCUGUUUAUUACCAGAUUCUCGAAUUGGCCAGAGGAAAGCCGAGUGCAUUGUCCUGUGUAUAUCUUGGUACAGAUAUUGGGAGGUUGCCAGGGAAUUCCGAAGUUUGCUACCUUUGUGGGGUAGCUGGUGGCAGUAUUGAGACAGAUGUCUGCUUUUGCAAAUAACUUCUUAGACUGUAAAUUCCAAAGAACUGAAGGGGGGUUUUCCGGAAGUAGCUAUCUCAGGCUUAGUCCUGUGAAUUGAUUUACCUUGCAAAGUGUGCUGUUUGUGUUAAAAAUGAGGGCCUUGCUGCUUGGGAUCAAAAUAGCUGGAAAGAGUGAUGCCUCAGGAGGAGAGGAGGGUACCCUGCCUGGGUCCUUACUGUUCUGAACAUUUCCUUUUUACAUGUUAUUAAUUUUGUUUUAAAUUUUGAGCCCUGGAAGUAGGAAAAAGGUAGCAAAAACAGCAACUUUUUCGAUAUGUAAGCUUUUAAGAAAGUUAGAAUGCUUCAUUUAGAAAACAUUCCCUGGGAUUGCCACCGAACUCAUUUUUAAAGAAAAGUUUUAAAGCAACACUGAAGCAGUGUUUACUUAAAUUCUUAAUGGCCUUAAUUGUCAAAUCUCCUCCCCCACCACUUACAGACUCGAUUCACUUUAUUUAGAGUAAUUAAAAGGAACCGAUAGGUCCUUCAGAUACCGCGCACAAUAGCCCUCAUUACAGAGGUUAAGAAUGUAGUGGGUUUACCUCUAACUGUGCAAAGCAGAGUGAAAUUCUAUUCCUAGAACAACUUGCUUGGAAUAUCCGUGCCAGGAAAAGAAUUUUUCUGGCAAAUAUUUUGUCACUGCUGUAAAGCAAAAUAUUUGUUAAAGUGCCAAAAUAAAGUCUGUCAUGCCGAAAGUAAA